Messenger RNA from Zalophus californianus (California sea lion), 2236 nucleotides. It is a transcript of the gene ZMAT5, whose product is annotated as zinc finger matrin-type 5. Gene Ontology annotation, molecular function: zinc ion binding. The record is from RefSeq and is a predicted model, not a curated record. The transcript has 6 exons. Gene Ontology annotation, cellular component: U12-type spliceosomal complex. Lineage: Eukaryota; Metazoa; Chordata; Mammalia; Carnivora; Otariidae. The coding region runs from base 16 to 660 and encodes 214 amino acids.
CGCGCGGUCUCAGCUAUGAUUCCCAAAGGUUUCUGGGAAGGACAGACUGAUAUUCAAGGAAGGACUACGAAUCCCAGCAAGCAGUUCGCGACACGAGGGCGCAGAAGGAGGAGGAGCUCGGAGCCGUCGGGCCCUGCGGAACCAGAUGCAGCUGCCAUCUUGCUAGAUGAACAGAACAAGAGGCCGUGCAGGAAGUUUCUACUGACAGGCCAGUGUGACUUCGGCUCCAACUGCAGAUUUUCCCACAUGUCAGAGAGAGACCUCCAGGAGCUAAGCAUCCAGGUGGAGGAGGAGAGGCGGGCCAGGGAGUGGCCACUAGAUGUCGUCGAGCUCCCUGAGGGCCAUCUGGAAGACUGGUUGGAAAAGAGAGCCAAGCGGCUGAGCUCAGCUCCAAGCAGCAGACAUUCACUGAGUGGCCUCCCUGCGCCAGGCCUGGCUCUGGCUCCUGGGGGACAGAUGGACAUCACCCCUACCCCCUGGUCUCUUCCAUGUGAGAGCUCCAGUCCCACAGGGGAGAUGCGAGCUCUCGGGGCUGAACCCAUGAGAACCACCAUCUUCCAGUACCCCAUAGGCUGGCCACCAGUCCAGGAGCUGCCUCCAUCCCUGCGGGCACCCCCACCCGGGGGGUGGCCCCUGCAGCCCAGUGUCCAGUGGGGCUGAGCCCCUCAUCCCCACCUGACCCCCAUCUGGGCAGCCUUCGUGUCAGUCACAAUAAAGAUAAGGGCUCCUACUGGGGAUGCUGAGGCCCUCGCCUGCUGCCUCCCGUAGAGCUUCUGAAGCCAUCGGCUCAGACUGGCUGGACAGAGGCCCCAGAGUCGCCCUACCAGGUACAGCCCCGAUCUGAGCUCUACUCUAGGCAGCUCCUCCCUCCCACUCUCAUGGGACAUCCUGAGAAGACGGGUGAGAAAACUUCCUUCUGGAUGUUCAUAAAGAAAGUCUGUCACCGUGAUGGUCUGGCUUCCUGCUCGCCCGGCGCCCUCAGCUUCACGCCUCCGCCCCUGGUCAGAGGACGGGCGGGACUGGCGUUGAGAUGAGGCCCUCUGCUGGGUGAGGAGUGCUGUUGCCCUUCUCCCAGUAGGGCCGGCAGAGGCUCAGCACGGCUGGGCAGAGGGUGCACCAGUGUGGCUGGGAUGGUCACCCCGAUGAAAGGGGGCUCCAGACCUGGGAGAGGAGCUCGAGGACUCAGUCUGCUGUCCCAGUCCCCGCAUCUGCCCAAGCCGAGCUGGUGCCCGAACGAGAGAUGGCACAACGGGGGCACGGUGGGAGCUGUGUCUCUGGCCUGGACAGUAUAGGGAAGUUGGGGGCCCCGGGAAGACAGGCCCUGGACUUGGGGGAGCGGCCUGACUGAGCUUCCUGGCACCGGCAGUGCGGGGCUACACCAGCCCCUCGGCCCAGCAUGACACAGGGCCCCUCCCAAGGCUUGUGCCCGGGAGGAGCCCCCCGGACUGAUGGGGAGAUCACACAGGCUGUUCAGGCGAUGUGGAGGCUCCAGGCCCCUGGUCUGCUUCCCUCCUCACUGCACUCCAGUUCUAGAUUCUGUGCUGGGUGGUGGCCAGUGCGGUCCUCGACCGGGGGGCUUAAAGGGCACAGAGACUGCAGGGCCACCUCAGAUGCCCCAUCUGCUGUGAGCUUUUGCCCUUCCUAAAAAUCCCUGUUGAAGGGGGUACUGAAUCCAGAGGCCCUCUGAGCCUCAGGCUCCUCAACUGUGAAAUGGGCAAAUUCUCCGGCCCCAGUGGGUGCAUAGAGGAAGGCUGGGCUUGAGUCUAAGGAGGGUCAGAGAAAGGGACCCACAGAGGGCCAGGGGCCUCCUCAGGCUUGGCCAGCGAAUAGCGCCCGGGAGACCCCAGCCUCACCCCCUCUCCAGGAGGAAGCCUCCUGCCCCCAUCUCCACCCUGCACACAGCCCUGGGCAAAUCUCAGGGACCAGGGUCAGGUUGGCUGUGUGGCCCUGGGCACAGGGUGCCUCCUUCCCGCCUAAGUGACCACAUCCGCUACUGGACCCUGUACAAAUGCUUCCUAAAUUUCCCAGGAGCCUCUGGACAGUGGGAGGGAAGAGUUAGUGCUACAUACAGGCCAGGGUGGGCAGGGUGCAGGCGGGGCCGGGGGCUGUCCUCAGAGCCCCCGUCAGGCCCUCCGCAGCCGGGCCUCGGCCCCAUGCAAGGGCCCGCAGGGGCAGGUAGGGUGGGGUUGCCAGACGUCCUGGCAUCGAAGGACACGCGGCAGUGGCCCCGGGAGCC